Messenger RNA from Acanthoscelides obtectus, 3214 nucleotides. Lineage: Eukaryota; Metazoa; Arthropoda; Insecta; Coleoptera; Chrysomelidae. The record is from the annotation of a GenBank genome assembly.
GCACAUUGCCAAGGCCGCAGACGUUCACGAUCUUAUAAAAGCUUUUUCCGUGUGAAUUUUUCUGCAUUGUAUCAUAUACCUAAACGGCUCAACCGCGAUAACCGACGUCGGUCACAUUCAUGCGAAUACCAUGGCUAACGCGAUUUUCCUGUCAAUAUCGGUGCUGUGCAGUGCGGGAUGGGCUUUAGGGCAGGAGGACGUGAUCAGAACCAGCUUGUUCCCGCCGCUUCCCGUCGCAGUCGCCCGGAGUUCGAAUACGGUGUGCAAGGAGCAUAGUGACCUUUAUGUGGAUAGCUUGAGGAACUACACUCUGUGGGCGUACGAAAUGUGGGAUGCGACAGCCAAAUCCCCAACAGGAGUGCUCAGAGGCAGCGUCUUCCAAAUGGGGCACUUCGAGCAAUGCCUCUCAGCGCAGGCUCCGUUUCCCGCCAAAUAUUGCCUGGCGACGCUCACGGCGAAUGUUCCAGAGCCCAGCCCGCCCAGGAAAGAUUUCCUUUCCCUAGAUUUCGAUCCGCAAGGCUCGGUAUUUCAUAGACUGUAUAAAUACGACGAUGUCUCGCAACAAGCUAGAAACUCAAUCAAGAUGGGCUGGUGUAUUCCUUCCUCGUGUUCUAUCUUGGACUUGGAGGAGUAUCUGAACCAGUAUUUGAAUAGAGUAGAUAACAGUUUGAAAAGACAGAACGUCACGUACACAGCACAGUUUCACGAGGAGCUUUGUAAUACCAAAGCGGAAUCCCAGUACUUUGAUAAUGCUGAUAUCUCCUUUUGCCUCCUUACUGUGAUACUGAUCUUUAUGGUCUUCUUGGCGACAGCUUACGACUACAUAAGCAGCUACCAGACCAAAGACGAGAAGCCUUUAAAAAGGUCUAGACCUACCAAAUUGCUGAUGGCGUUUUCGGCAAGAGAGAACUUUCACGAACUGAACAAGACCGAGGACUCCAAUCCAGCUCUGGGAAUAUUGUAUGGGAUGAGGACGAUAUGUAUUCUGGCCAUCAUCAUGGACCACAGAUUUGGAACUUUCAUCUCUGCCGCUAUUCUGAACUUCGACUAUUUAGAAUCGCAAUACAGAUCAUCGGUGGCCUGCGUACUUUUCCACGGCGACUUGUUCGUCGAUUCGUUCUUCCUGUUGAGCGGACUUCUGGUGGUGUACGUUCUGUUGAAUCAGUUCGAGAAAAGGAGGGUGAACCCCGGAUUCAUCGUGCUUCUAAGAUAUAUCAGAUUGACUCCAAUCUAUGCUUUUGUCAUAUUCUAUUACGCAACGAUUUUCAACCACUCCGGAGAGGGCCCGUUAUGGAAAGUGGUGGCAGGUGGAGAUUCCAAGGAUUGCAGAAAGAACUGGUGGACGAAUUUGCUGUACAUCAGCAACUAUGUCAACGCGGAUCAUAUGUGCAUGACCCACUCCUGGUACCUGCCGUGCGAUUUCCACUACUUCAUCAUCGCCGUAGCCGUAUGCCUGAUCAUCAACAAGGAACGCAAAGUAGGCCUCGGCACGCUGCUGAUCCUGACCAUCGUUUCCAUGGUGAUCCCAUUCGCUUUGACCAUCAUCUAUCAACGACCCGGAUUGAUGCACUUUUAUCCGGAGUUUCUGACCGGACCGAAGACAUAUAUUGACUUCAAGCUGACUUACAGCAAGUCGCAUACGAGAGCUACCCCGUACUUCGUGGGAAUGUUCGCCGGGUACAUUUAUUAUAAGCUGAAGGGGACGAAUGCUCACGUUUGCUGGAGGAAGUCACUGAUGAUCAUAGGAGCAUCAUUGUCAGUCAUGUUGAUCUCCGUAUUUAGUGCAAAGGUUUUCUACGAUCCAUACCACCCCUACAACUCUAUUGAAGCAGCUAGCUACGCAGGACUUCAUAGGUUAGCUUGGGCAGUUGGAAGCGUAGGACUGCUCUAUGUAGCCAGCUUUGGACAUGCGAGUUUCUUCAGGAAAGUACUAUCAUGGCACCCAUGGAUACCACUCAGUAAACUGGUUUAUGGCGCCUAUUUGAUCCACAUGUCUUUCCAGCUCAGGUCUGCUGCUAAAUUCAUGAAUCCCAGGCAUCUAACAUACUUCGACGUGAUAAGCCUCUCGUUGUCAGAUAUGGUGCUGGCCUUCUCGUCGGCCCUGGGCCUCUUCUUGACGAUUGAAGCGCCGUUCAGGAAGAUCUUCAAAGAGCUGUUGAUGACUCCGAAAGAGAAAGACGGAAAAUCGACGACAGGAAGAAUACAUUCCGGAGAUAACAUGAUCAACAACAACAACACCAGUGUUAACAAUAAUCACGAAGAUAGUCGGUUGUGAAUUUGUGGUUGUUAAUUUUUUUCGCCAAAAACAGUGUCAAAUAAGUAAGACUUUCAUCACCGCGUCUGGAUCGGGCUCCUUUAAUGAGUCUUGAAUCUGAUAAUCUCAUCAAGAGGUGUUUCCUUGGAUACAUUUAAGAAGCAAACUGCAAUACAGGUACUGCAUAUAAACAAGGUUACGGUUACGAUUGGCUUUGAACAUACAGGGUGUUAAGCCUUUUCUGAAAAAGGAUUGUAAUCAACCUUCAACCGAUUUUGAUAUAAUUUUGCAGCAGCAGGAUGAUUUACCGAAAUUUUAACUGAAAUCGUUUAAAAAAGCGCUUUAUUUGUUGAUACCAUAAAUUAACAUUAUCAUUUAGAUCGCUGGAAUUACAUGUAGUUGAAUGAAGAUGAGUUUAAACACUAAAAAAAUCAAUAACGACCUCAGGAACGACUCAAUCGCAUUCAACGCGUUCAUCUGAAAAUUGAAAUCAUGCUCAGGAAGAUUCUGCAAAAUUGCUAUCUUGUAAGGAUGGAAAAGAAAAUCAUCGUGAAGAAUCCUCCUCAUAGGACGAUCGGAAAGUCUAACGACAGAUGCUUGAAACUGUCACUGAAUCAGUAUUUUCAGGUGAUCUAAUGCGAGAGACUCCAGUUCUUGACGUGUUAUAAUUGGACAGGUAUUUUAUUAGAACUUCGUAUAAAAGCGCAUUUUAACAACCCUAGAUUAAAACUGCUCUGUUAUGAUAACAAAACGACUGUGAGUUGAAAUGGUAUUUUUCGGCGGCUAUUUCUAAACUGGUGCUUUGCAACAAGGAAAAUUUUACCCAGAAUCAAAUCUCGAUAUUUUCGGAUCGGAAAGAGAUAUCGAGUUGAGGUGUUCGGGAGGUUCUUGACCAACUCUUUGAGAAGAAGUGUAGACUUCGACCAUUUUUUUUAUUUAUACAGGGUGAGCAAACGAAGU